AUGAGUGAACCAGCUAGGGAUGAACUAUAUUUCCCAGAGUCAGACAGAGGGUUCUUAGAGCCCCAUCUACCACCCCAGGAUGGCUCUGGACCCAGUCUUGAUCUCCCCUUCACAACACUCACAUUCGCUACUUCACUUGACUCUUCUUUGGCUUUAUCGCCUGGCGCACGCACAGUGAUCUCGGGGCCGCAGUCUAAGGCGAUGACUCAUUACCUACGUUCUCGUCACGAUGGCAUUCUCGUCGGCGUUGGUACAGCAGCAGCGGAUGAUCCGGGUCUCAAUUGUCGCAUCGCAGGAGUCGGGGGGUAUGGAAAACCCGGCUUAGACGGCCAGCCCAGACCAGUGAUCAUUGAUCCGACAGCCCGCUGGGAAUUCUCGGAAGAUAGCAAGUUGUUCCAACUUUGCAGAGAGGGACGUGGCCGCGCCCCCUGGAUCAUCAUCGCAACUGAGAAUGUAGACCCGGAAAGACAGGCACUGUUGGAAAAGUACGGCGGGAAAUUCAUCACAGUCAAUAUGCUCAGAACGCAUACUGGUGGACAUCGGGUUGACUGGCAAGACUUGCUCGUCAUUCUGAAAUCGAAGGGUCUCAAGAGCAUCAUGAUAGAGGGAGGUGGCCAGGUCAUCAAGUCUCUGCUAAGCCCAGCAUACAUGUCGUUGUUGAAUAGUGUCAUUGUGACAAUUGCUCCAACGUGGCUAGGCGAAGGUGGUGUGGUCGUUACACCUGACAGGCGGUUCGAUGACGGUGGAAAUGCCAUCUCUGCAGCGAGGUUAAAGAAUGUCAAAUGGUAUCCAUUCGGGGAAGACGUCGUUCUUUGCGGGCAGAUAAAGCUUUCUGAAUGA
Penicillium bovifimosum is the source of this 840-nucleotide messenger RNA. Its product is annotated as RibD family protein. The record is from RefSeq and is a predicted model, not a curated record. The transcript has a single exon. Gene Ontology annotation, biological process: riboflavin biosynthetic process. NCBI's taxonomy places the organism in Eukaryota, Fungi, Ascomycota, Eurotiomycetes, Eurotiales, Aspergillaceae. Gene Ontology annotation, molecular function: 5-amino-6-(5-phosphoribosylamino)uracil reductase activity. Bases 1 to 840 code for a protein of 279 amino acids.